Molecule: messenger RNA, 597 nt
Organism: Microdochium trichocladiopsis
Lineage: Eukaryota; Fungi; Ascomycota; Sordariomycetes; Xylariales; Microdochiaceae
Exons: 1
Coding region: 1-597 (198 amino acids)
Source: RefSeq, a predicted model, not a curated record
AUGAGACAGGCUGAGGUGAUCUGGGCGGAUGUCCGCCCUCGCUGGGGCUUCAGGGCUUCCCCUGGCGUGCUGGGCUCGUUCAUGCCGACGGCAGCCAAUGGGCGCCUGCGACCACCCACCAGCGCCAGCCACGCGUCAGGGGUCCCGCUGAAGGCCUGCCCAGGUGGCCACUGCGCCCCACCACAUGCGACCCAGGCAGCCUGGGCGCCGGUACCUGAGCAGUUGCGGGUGCCCACACCCACUCACAAGGUAUCCCGGAAAGGUUCCUGGAGUGAGUCGGGGCCAUCUGGCCGCUGCCCUUCCCUCGCUGCUGUGCGCUCCUCCGCUCGUCCUCCUCAUCUCCCUGAAGGUCGCCAGCCCAUCGCAGCCGCCUCCGCCCUCCUCCUCCCAUCAACCACCACUCUCGCCAGUGUCGGUUGUCAAUCGCCCUCUUCAGCCCGCAGCCUCACCGUCCUCUUCGACCGCACGACCGCUUUUGCUCCCGCCUGCUCUCGCGCACCGUCCUCUUCGAUCCGGCCCCAAUUCGCUCUCGACCUUCGCCUGCACCGGUCUUACUUUCGUUCAUUCUUACGCCUCUCACCCACCGUCUCUCGUUGA